AGCUUUCUUUUUCAGAAAUUUACCAAUUGAAAUGAUAGUUUAAGUAUAAAUCAUCUUGUGAAAUAUAAUUUUGUGUGGAAAAAAUCACAGAAAGUCUUAGAAAUUAAGCAGAGCUUGUUAGGACAUCAUUAAUAUUAGAAGUAACAAAUAUGCCCAGUGGCAAAAAAGAACAAAAAAUGAGGAUCCGAGCAUUCCCGAUUACCAUGGAUGAGCGAUAUGUGGAGAACAUUUGGCAGCUUUUAAAAAAUGCCAUCCAAGAGAUCCAGAAGAAGAACAACAGUGGGCUCAGUUUUGAGGAGCUCUAUCGUAAUGCCUACACAAUGGUGCUGCAUAAACAUGGAGAAAAACUUUAUAGUGGCCUUAGAGAAGUUGUUACUCAUCAUCUUGAUACAAAGGUUCGAGCUGAAGUCCUCGCUUCUCUAAACAACAACUUCCUACAGACAUUAAAUUAUGCUUGGAAUGAUCACCAAACAUCCAUGGUUAUGAUAAGAGACAUCUUAAUGUACAUGGAUCGUGUCUAUGUACAACAAAACAAUGUUGAUAACGUUUAUAAUCUAGGGCUAAUUAUAUUCAGAGAUCAGAUUGUGCGGUACGGCUGCAUCAGAGACCACCUGAGGGAGACGCUGCUAGGUCUUGUCAUCAGGGAGAGACGCGGCGAAGUCAUUGACAAACUCAGCAUAAAGAAUGCAUGUCAAAUGCUCCUCGUCCUCGGCAUAGACUCACGCACUGUUUAUGAAGAGGACUUUGAGCGUCCAUUUUUAGCUCAGUCCGCUGAAUUUUAUAGAAUGGAAAGCCAGAAGUUCCUGGCAGAGAACAGUGCAAGUGUGUACAUAAAGCAAGUGGAGCACCGCAUCCAGGAAGAAGCUGACCGCGCCAAGCACUACCUCGACGAGAACACAGAGAGGAGAAUUGUGGAGGUCGUCGAGGAGGAACUCAUCAAGAAGCACAUGAAGACCAUCGUUGAGGUGCCUUCAUUACUUACUUGCAUGCACUCUCAAAAUCGAGGUCUGUUGCAGAACCUGCUGGAUCUGAAGGAUCGCUACACGCACUUCCUGCAGCACUCCUUCAACAACGAUAAGCUCAUCAAGCAAAUGAUUGCCACAGAUUUCGAGUAUUUCCUCAACUUGAACAGCAAGAGUCCUGAGUAUCUGUCGCUCUUCAUUGACGACAAGCUCAAGAAGGGCGUCAAAGGGAUGAGUGAAGGAGAGAUCGAGGUAGUGUUGGACAAGACGAUGGUGCUCUUCAGGUUCCUGCAAGAGAAGGACGUGUUCGAACGAUACUACAAGCAGCACCUCGCUAAGCGGCUGCUGCUGCAAAAGAGCGUGUCCGAAGACAGUGAGAAGACAAUGAUCUCUAAACUUAAGACUGAAUGUGGAUGUCAAUUCACUACCAAGCUCGAAGGGAUGUUCAAAGACGUUUCGAUCUCGACUACAAUUAAUAAUGAAUUUAAACAGAGACAACCGACGUGCGGCAGCAACAACUCAGUUGACAUCUACGUGCGAGUGCUGACGUCAGGCUACUGGCCCACCACCCUCACCUCCUCCAAGACCAACAUCCCCCUCGCCCCCCACACCGCCUUCCAGACCUUCAGGCGCUUCUACCUCAACAAGCACAGCGGCCGCCAGCUCACACUCCAGCCCCAGCUUGGGUCAGCUGAUAUAAACGCUAUCUUCUACGGCGCUCGGAGAGAAGAGCCCUUGAAUGGCGGCGCGGGCAACCUCGCUAGUUUACCGGUCGGUGACCUCAAUGCAUCCCUCGCCUCGUCUGCUGCUGCGGGGUCUGCCGUCGGGCAGGACGAAGCUGCAGGCGCCGUCACCACAUCCACAGUGUCCGCUCUUGCCCCCGUUGCAGCUAGUGGCAGCUCGACCGGCGUCAGAAAACACAUCAUUCAGGUGUCUACCUAUCAGAUGGUGAUCGUAAUGCUCUUCAACACGAGAGAGAAAUGGACGUACGAGGAGAUCCAGAGUGAAACUGAUAUCCCUGAGCGAGAUCUGCUGCGUGCUAUGCAGUCGCUGGCGCUAGGCAAGCCAAACCAGCGGGUGCUCUUGAAGAUGCCAAAGACUAAGGAGAUAGAGCCCCACCAUUAUUUCACAGUCAAUGAUGCCUUUACAUCUAAACUUUAUCGAGUAAAGAUCCAAGCGGUAGCAGCUAAGGGAGAGAGCGAGCCUGAACGCAAGGAGACGCGCACGAAGGUGGAUGAGGACAGGAAGCACGAGAUAGAGGCCGCCAUCGUGCGCAUCAUGAAAGCCAGGAGACGUAUUACUCACAAUAAUCUAGUGGCAGAAGUAACAGACUUGCUCAAGUCCCGCUUCGUGCCCGUGCCUCUGCUAAUCAAGAAGAGAAUAGAGAGUCUCAUCGAGCGCGAGUACCUCGCCAGAACUCCCGAGGACAGGAAAGUUUACUCGUACGUGGCGUAGCUGUUGCCGAGCCUUCUCCUCGUCGUUCACCAACUCCGCAGCUUCUACGAAGAUUUCAGUAAACCAUUCAUGUCAUCCUCGUCCGCUUCAUCGCCGUGCUUCGUAGAUAAUCUGUAUUGAGAACAUUUUAUUCAGACGGUAUCAACCUUCCAAUCAAUUGUCAUAUAAAUGCGCCUUGCCAACUUCAUGGUUACUGCUAAUGAAGUUCUCAUCUUAUCACCCGUCACUUAACAUCAGCGCCAAGAGCAGGAUAACGCGCCAACUUUUCUUCUGUCCUGAGUUGUCUUUCAAACUUAUUUUUUAGCGUUCAUUUCUGAUGGCUCUUAUAAUCGUCGCUCCUAUACUUGUUAUUUAUUUCGUCUCGUCUGAUAGAUUCGUCGUUUUAAAUACUGCCUGAGUUCACUAUUUCUGAAUUAGAUCCAUGAAGAUGCGUGAGACAGGACAGUUUACGUGCAUUUAUUACAAUAUUGUGCGACUUGGAUUCUUGGGUGGUCAUUAUCGACGAAGGUAGUCAGCAUGCAGAUUGUUUAGCGUGUCGAAACUCUGUUUAGGUCAAUUCAGAUAAUUCUCACUGUAGGAUUAAUAUUAUUUGUUACAUUCUCUACAUGUUUAUACUUGCAGUCUGUAUAUAACACGCUCGUGGUUAUACUCGCACAAGGUCUUCUGGAAGAUUUUGCGAGUUGCAUUAAGGUCCAGAUCUGUACAUUGAAUAUAAUAUGUAAAUAUCUUAUUUGAAUGUAGUUUGAAUGCAAAGGAAUGACAUGAAAUAGCAUAAAUUUUAUCGGAUUAGGCUCAUAUACGAACGUGUCCUGUUCGGAGCGCGCUUGUCUUUCCCACAGAGAAAAUUUAAUUCCAUUUGGUCAAGUUGCAGAUGCUCGAACCACGAUGUCUUGAGCGUGCUGAUGUAUUUUUCUUGUUUGACUGUGGGGCUUACGAAUUCUAAAUUAGGUGCAUUACUUAACAGUCAAUGGUAUCGUAAAAUAUUUUGAUUCGAACAUUGACAAACUUCGUCGAAACAAAACUAAUUCUGAGGUGAAGUGAGAUAUUGUGAUUCGAACAAUUUCGCGCUGUCAAAGCGUAUAAUAACUAAUUUUCUGCCACGUCGUUUGAAACUAUCAGUUAUUCUCUUCUAUAGUCUAAACUUUCAAAUAAAAGUUAAAGUUGGUAAUUCCUUCACAUCAUCUGGACGGUAUACGAGGACUUUCCAGAACUCCCUAUUUAUUUCAUAAUGGAAUCUUUACUAUACAAGAGAUUGUUCAAUUUUUAUUGUUAAUAAUUUUUCCUCGUUAAUUUUCCUGCUUAAAUAGUACCAUCCACUUUGUCCAUUUUCAUUGGUUUUGAAUUUUCAUUGUAUCACCUAUAGACUCGUCUGAAAACGUCGAUGCAUUUGGUGUCGCGAGCGCAUCUCUUGUUCAACAGUCGUAGUUUCCUUCAAAUUUCUGUAACUAGAGAAUAACUAGGUUGUUAUAAAUUUCAAAAUUGUAGAAACAUUCCACUGCAAUGUCGCUGACCCGAAAUUUUCGUGAAGAGUAUAUUAAUGGACUUAAAUUUCUUAAUUAUUUUAUUAUUGUAUUUGUCUGGUGAACUUUUUAGACAACGUUCGGUGCAGUGAAGUUUUUGGGAAGAACUUUGCGAGUGUAAGAAUUAUGAAACUAUCUCUACAGGUCCUAAUCGUGGACAUUUGCAGGCAAUUUCUCGUUAAUAAACUUGAUGCUGUCUUGAAGAGUUAACAGCUGUUGCCACUUUUAAAGAAGGGAUGUAUUUUUUCUUGAGGAUACUUCAAUUUGAUGAUUAAAGUAAAAACAAGGACUUUUGUGCUGACGGUAGAAUGACAUGUCUGUAUAGACUUGGGUAGCAUAUUUAAUCUUACCUCCGAAAUACAUUUAUGGCGAAA
Molecule: messenger RNA, 4311 nt
Organism: Hyalella azteca
Lineage: Eukaryota; Metazoa; Arthropoda; Malacostraca; Amphipoda; Hyalellidae
Gene: Cul3
Product: cullin-3
Exons: 14
Coding region: 150-2417 (755 amino acids)
Biological process (GO): protein ubiquitination; ubiquitin-dependent protein catabolic process
Cellular component (GO): Cul3-RING ubiquitin ligase complex
Molecular function (GO): ubiquitin protein ligase binding
Source: RefSeq, a predicted model, not a curated record